CUUCAGAAACUGAUCCUUCGAAUUUACCCUUCAUUCUUACUUGGCCAUUUGCAUCUCGUAGCCCCCUUGAUUGUUUCCGGUGUGUGAGUGUGUCCCGCGUUGCUGCUGCUGCAGCUGCAGAGCUGCCUGCCCCUUUCUAAUGGUGCGCGUUGACUUGACCUUGUCCGGGAUUAGUUUGGUUUGCCUGAAAAUUAAGUGCGCGGGUAGGUAGAUAUUAAACUUGAAAUUCUGGUUCAUGUUUUCCUCAUUCGACAUGGGUUGUUUAUGACCUAGCACUCCUUGUUCUAAUUUCGCACUGCUGCUCCACACGUUUUCAUGCCCAGGUGCCCUGCUGUGCCCCACAGCAUUUUGUAGAGCAGAGAACCGUACUGUGCGUCUGUGCCUGCUUCAAUGUGAAACAAUAGGGAAAUGCACGGCAGCACACAUGCUUGCGUCGGCGAGUGGAGAAGUUAGUUAGCAUUUGGCUCUGGCCGGCAAGUGACCAGAUUUCUUUCUUACACUCCUAGAACACGUGAUAGUUUCGUUGAUGUAGGCUCUUUGCUGGAGAAACUGGCCGUGCGAGUAGAGAACGUUGUAUGAUUGCUAUGCCUUGGUCCGAGGACGUGUUUUCGGGGUCGGAGAAAGCACACUUUGUGUUCAAAUCGAUUUCACAUUUCAGUGGUUUCCAAAACAGUGCGGACUGGGUCCCUGAUCCUGGGUACGCGUACAACUGUAGUUUUUUACUAGUUGCUGACCACUUAGGAACACUCGAAGCUUUUAGCUAAAAGGCGGAAAUAUGACCAGGAGCCUUUCUUCCAUGGAUGUCAACCAAUUAGAGACACACAAGCCUCGACGGAACAACGACGGGACUAAUCGACAUGUUGCGAGUCCCAGUUGGUCCUGGUCAAGCACGGCUUCUUCCUAUCAUGUGCCGCCAUGUCCCUCUCGUCGGCCACGCAACUUCCGAGAGAGUUCGCCAGGCCCUCGCGACCUUAUAAACGGAGGCCGGCGGCCACCAAACCCCUUUUACUUCGCGCAGAGAUCAUGAUUGUUUUUUCUAUUUAUGACGUUUUGAAACUCGUGCCCUCCCAUUCGGGGUACGCUAUUGCCGGCGGAUAUUUAAGAAGCCGGCGGGCGCGAACAGAAAAGGGGAGGAAGCGGAGAUCGAGAUUGAGUCUGAGUUGGUACAGAGGAGCGCUCGAACUCUCUAGCGCUUGCUCAGAGAUCGAAAAACACCUUCGUACAAGCAUAGAAGUUGAGACCACCAAAGAACAAGGAGCUCAAGGCUCUAGGAUAGACAAACAUUCGUGUAACCAGCACAUUCCUGAGAGACAUUCUCAUAACAUUUAUAGCAUCCACACAGGAGUAGGGUGUUACGCGCAGUGUGGCCCAAACCUGUCUAAAAAUCCCUCCAGUGCAUUUACUCCUUUCUGCAUUAGAUCGCUCCAUCCCACAUGCCAUCGCAUUUACAUUCAUUUAUUUCUCCAACAAACAUAUUCAGAAUCAUCCCCCCGGCCGAAUAUCUAAAAAGGGGUCUCUCAGGAUGCCUGCGACAGAAGCUAACCCUCCGACACUGUCUUAUCCUAACAGCACGGUCGAUUACCUCCUCUUCUUUCUUGACUGUUCCUUCGACACCGGGUUUGUCAAGCCGGCCAACAUCAAACAAAUCACCUGCCAAAUCUUCAACGGGUCUGGGCUGUCUUUCGUGUUGCCGCGGCGUGCCGUGCCGGUCGGAGAUUGGUGGCGGGCGUGCCAGAGAGUGAUUGAAGCGUCUAUACUCAAAUUAGGCCUCCCGGCCGAUCCACGAAAUGAUCCAUUGUGGACGGACGGUGGAUAUCGCAGCUAUCUUCGUAGCGGUUUCCAGAUGGCGUGGGACCGAAAGCCCUCGGCGUGUAGCCAGUGCGAGGGAUCAAACGGACAGUGCGGCUACAAUCAGGCGGGGGACUUCUUCGUAGGCUGCAUCUGCUCCGGUGGGCGAGUCGACGCUCACAAUUGCAGCGCUAAUUAUUCCGGGCAUCACAACAUAACUAGAAUGUAUGCUAUUGUCAGCACCUCGGCCCUACUGCUGCUGUGUCUACUUAUCCUAGCAUUCUUCUUGGCUCACAAACAUGGUUUGUUGUCCAUUAAAUCGAAGGACGCACCAAGCAUUGAGUCCUUUCUACAAAAGAAUAGAAAUUUACAUCCAAAAAGAUACACUUAUGCAGAACUGAAAAGAAUGACAAAGUCUUUUUCUGUAAAGCUAGGCCAAGGUGGAUUUGGUGAUGUAUACAGAGGCAACCUCUCCGAUGGCCGCCAGGUAGCAGUUAAGAUGCUAAAAGACAACAAGGGUGAUGGGGAGGAAUUUAUGAAUGAGGUUGCUAGCAUUAGCAGAACUUCUCAUGUCAAUGUUGUUACCCUAUUAGGAUUUUGCUUGCAAGGAUCCAAAAGGGCACUCAUUUACGAGUACAUGCCUAAUGGUUCACUUGAAAGGUAUGCCUUCAAUAACAACACAACAAGUGAAAAUACACUAACUUGGGAGAAAUUAUUUGACAUAGCAAUUGGCAUUGCUCGAGGACUUGAAUAUCUCCACAGAGGAUGCAAUACUCGCAUCGUGCAUUUUGACAUCAAACCCCACAACAUUCUAAUAGAUCAAGAUUUCUGUCCUAAGAUCUCUGAUUUUGGAUUGGCCAAGCUAUGCCUGAACAAAGAGAGUGCUAUCUCAAUUGUUGGUGCAAGAGGAACAAUAGGCUAUAUUGCCCCAGAGGUCUACUCAAAGCAAUUUGGAACAAUAAGUAGCAAAUCUGAUGUCUACAGCAAUGGAAUGAUGGUCCUUGAGAUGGUUGGGGCAAGGGACAAGAAUAUCAAUGCAAAUAGUGAGUCUAGUAGCCAAUAUUUUCCUCAGUGGAUUUAUGAGCAUUUGGAUGACUACUGUAGCAGUGCUUUCGAGAUUAAUGGUGAGACCACGGAACUCGUGAGAAAGAUGAUAGUGGUAGGUUUGUGGUGUAUACAAGUGAUUCCAACUGAUCGGCCAACAAUGACUAGAGUUGUCGAGAUGCUAGAAGGUAGCACAGGUAAUCUGGAAUUGCCACCAAGGGUGCUCCUGAGUUGAUAAGCAUCCAUAUGUUCCUAUUAAAAGGUAACUCAUUCCACUGCAAACAUUUAUGUAAUUCACAAAAAUUAAAGGCACGCAUCAAAUGAUGAUGUUGGUAUGUAAAUGCUAAAUGGCGACGAAACUAAGGAUUGUUUAGUGGGUUUGCUAAUAUAAAGUUGUAUGAUUGUAUCAUUUGGAUCAGACUCGCUACAUGUACUGACUCUCUUUUGUGCACUUGCACUCAAAUUA
Messenger RNA from Phragmites australis (common reed), 3298 nucleotides. Its product is annotated as LEAF RUST 10 DISEASE-RESISTANCE LOCUS RECEPTOR-LIKE PROTEIN KINASE-like 2.1. The record is from RefSeq and is a predicted model, not a curated record. Bases 1523 to 3067 code for a protein of 514 amino acids. Lineage: Eukaryota; Viridiplantae; Streptophyta; Magnoliopsida; Poales; Poaceae. The transcript has 3 exons. Gene Ontology annotation, molecular function: protein kinase activity; ATP binding; polysaccharide binding. Gene Ontology annotation, biological process: protein phosphorylation.